GAGGACACGGGGAGAGACAUUCAGACAGAGAGAGGCACAAGGAGACAGAGACAGACACACACAGAGAGGCACAGAGAGGCACAGAGAGUGAGAGAGGCACACACAGAGAGACGCACACAGAGAGACACACACAGAGAUACAGAGAGAGAAACACACAGAGAGACAGAGAGAGAGAGAGACACACAGAGACACAGAGAGAGACACACAUAGAGAAACAGAGAGUCAGAGAGGCACAAACACAAAGAGGGAGGCACGGAUAGAGGCACAAAGUGAGAGCGAGAGACACAGAGUGAGAGAGAGGGGCACACACACACAGACGCACAGACACACACACACAGAGUGAAAGACACACAGACACACACAGACACACAGCCACACACACAGACACAGACACACAGACACACACACAGAGAGUGAAGGACACACACACAGACACACACACAGAGAAAGUGAAGGACACACAGACACACAGACACACACAGACACACAGCCACACACACAGACACAGACACACAGACACACACACACAGAGAGUGAAGGACACACACAGACACAUACACAGAGACACACACACAGAGAAAGUGAAGGACACACACACAGACACACACACAGACACACACACAGACACAGACAAACACAGACACACACAGACACACAGGCACACACACACAGACACACACACAGACACACACACACAGACACAGACACACACACAGACACAGACACACACACAGACACACACACACACACAGACACACACACACAGACACAGACACACACACACAGACACACACACAGACACACACACAGACACACACACACACACAGACACACACACACACAGACACACACACAGGCACACACACACAGACACACACAGACACACACACACAGACACACACACACACACAGACACACACACAGACACACACACAGACACACACACAGACACACACACACAGAGUGAGUGAGAGACGGAGUGACCGACACUCUAGCGCAGAGGGACCGGGCAGGGUAUCCACCCCGACACCGCGCGGAGGGAGCCGGCGACGAGGUGGACGAGGUGGACGAGGUGGACGAGGUCGAGACGCCGGGAGCCGCCACAUGUGUGCCCUGCUGCACGUGGCCGCGGUGCCGCUGCUACUGCUGCUGGUCCUCCCGUCCACGCUGGUCGCCCAGGUGGACAUCGGCCUGUGCCGCUAUGCCCUGGGGAUGCAGGAUGGCACCAUCCGCGACGAGGACAUCUCCGCCUCGAGCGAGUGGUACGAGUCGACCGGGGCGCGCUUCGCCAGGCUGAACCUGGAGGAAGGCGACGGUGCGUGGUGCGCCGACGGCCCCGUGACGCCGCAGCACUCGCAGUUCCUGCAGGUGGACCUGCGGCGUCUCCACGUGGUCACGCUCGUCGGCACGCAGGGUCGCCACGGCAACGGCCUCGGCAACGAGUUCGCCAGGGCCUACCGCCUCGAGUACAGCCGCGACGCGCACCGAUGGCUGCCGUGGAGGGACCGCCGCGGCAACCAGGUGAUCCAGGGCAACGUGAACACGCAGGACGUGGUGCUCAAGGACCUGGGGCCCGCCCUCGUGGCGCGCUUCGUGCGCUUCGUCGCCGUCACCGACCGCGCCAUGAGCGUGUGCAUGCGCGUGGAGCUCUACGGCUGCCCCUGGGCUGACGGGCUCGUCUCCUACUCGGCCCCCGAGGGAGAGACGCUCCUCCUGCCCUCCCUGGCGCCCGCCAACCUCAACGACUCCACCUACGACGGCUUCAUCGCCUCCCGGCAGAUGUACGGCGGCCUGGGCCAGCUGACGGACGGCGUCUGGGGCCUGGACGACUUUGCGCUGAGCCCCGAGCACCGCGUGUGGCCGGGCUACGACUACGUGGGCUGGAGCAACGGCAGCCUCAGCCUGCCCUACCUCCUCAUGCACUUCGAGUUCGACGAGCCUAGGAACUUCUCGGCCAUGAAGGUCCACUGCAACAACAUGUUCCAGAGCGGCGUGCAGACUUUCCGCGAGGCGCGCUGCUUCUUCCGCCGCUCCGACAGCGACGAGUGGGAGGGCGGCGGCGGCGGUGACGACGGUGGCGGUGGUGGUGGCGGUGAGGGCGGCGGUGGUGGCGGUGAGGGUGGUGGUGGUGGCGGUGGGGGUGGUGGCGGUGGUGAGGGUGGUGGUGGUGGAGAGGACGUGGGCGUGGGGCUGGUGGUGGAGCCGGACACGGUGGACCCGCGCGCACGCUUCAUCACCGUCCCGCUGGGCCAGCGCAACGCCAUCGCCAUCAAGUGCCACUUCUACCUGGGAGCCGCGUGGCUCCUCAUCAGCGAGAUCUCGUUCCACUCGGACCGGAGCCAGGAGCCCGUGUCACGAGCCCCGCCCCCUCCCACCCCGCCGAGGGGGGGGGCCCGCAGCCCCCCACCGCCCCCACCGCCCGCCCCACCAGGGGGGGGCGCCCCGCCCCCACCGCCCCCCUCUGGCACGCGCGGGCCGGAGGUCACCAGCCGCGCACACGCAGGCACGAGGGUGCCGGGGGCCCCGGGGGCCACGCUGUCCGGGAGGCCCAUGGACACGGCCGACGAGAGAGCGCCCGUGCUGGUCGCCUGCCUCGUCGCCAUCAUCCUCCUCCUCGUCGUCAUCAUCGCACUCAUCCUCUGGCGGCACAACUGGAGGAAGUUCCUCGAGAAGGCCCCGCGCGCCAUGCUGGAGGACGGCAUUACGGUGCGUCUGUCGGUGCCGUGCGACACGGUGAUGUUCAACGGGCGCUCGCUGCAGCGCGCCGGCUCGGCCCUGCCGCAGACGAAGCCGCCGCCGGCGCUGCCACCCGGCUACCGCGAGCCGGGCACGCGGCCCACACGCCGCCUGCUGCACGCGGAGCGCACACUCGAGCGCGCCGAGGGCGGCGGCUGCGGGGACUACGCGGAACCGGAGCUGCCGCUGUUUGACGGCGCCCAGCACUACGCCGUGGCCGACAUCCUGGACAUGCAGGGCGUGACGGGCAGCAGCGCCUACGCCGUCCCCGCGGUGCCGGGAGACGCGGCGGCGGCGGUGCCCCUGGGCCACCACGAGGUGCCGCCGGGCCACCGCGGCGUGGCGCGCCUUCUGGAGGUGCCGCGCGAGACGCUGCGCGUGCGGGAGAAGCUGGGGGAGGGGCAGUUCGGAGAGGUGCUGCUGUGCGAGGCCGUGGGGCUGCCGCGGUGCAUGGACGACGACGACGAGGUGGAGGUGGGGGAGGAGGAAAGCGACGAGGGGGGCACGAGGGGGGGGCCGCAGCAGCCCACACUCGUGGCUGUCAAGAUGCUGCGGGAAGACGCCUCCAGCAGCGCCAGGAGCGACUUCCUGAAGGAGAUCAAGACGAUGUCGCGGCUGCGCGACGCUCACGUCGUGCGACUCGUGGGCGUGUGCCUGCGCGACGAGCCGCUCUGCAUGCUCGCCGAGUACAUGGAGAACGGAGACCUGCACCACUUCCUGUCGGCACACCGCUGGGAGGGACAGGGCCCCGGGCCCACGCUCAGCGUGGUGGAGGUGCUGCUCAUGGCCGUGCAGGUGGCCGCCGGCAUGUCCUACCUGGCGUCGCUCAACUUCGUGCACCGCGACCUGGCGUCGCGAAACUGCCUCGUGGGGCCGGCGCACACCAUCAAGAUCGCCGACUUCGGCAUGAGCCGUCACCUCUACAGCAGCGACUACUACCGCAUCCAGGGCCGCGCCGUGCUGCCCAUCCGCUGGAUGGCCUGGGAGAGCGUGCUUCUGGGCAAGUUCACGACGGGCUCGGACGUGUGGGCGUUUGGCGUCACGCUGUGGGAGCUGCUGUCGCUCUGCCAAGAGCAGCCGUACGGCGGCCUCACCGACGAGCUGGUCAUCGAGAACGCCGGGGAGCUCUUCCGCGACAACGGCCGUCAGAUGUACCUGUCCCAGCCGCCCGCUUGCCCCGCUCCCGUCUACGACCUCAUGCUGCGGUGCUGGCGCCGGGAGUCGCUGGACCGGCCGACCUUCCCGCAGAUCCAGAGCUUCCUUGCGCAGGAGGCCUCCUAGCUCGGCCGGGACUAGCGCUGCCGCUGCCACGGCGAUGCGAUGGCGUUCAUCCCACCCGCGCAUCUAGUUCCCAUAUACUUGGCGUGAGACCAGCUGACUCGUCACUCACACAUUCAGAGCCCUUGCAAUCAACUCGCGUGCUUUCUGCUAUCAUUCAUUAUUAUUAUUAUUGCUACUACGUAUGGAAGGGAUGAUGUAUGUAAGGGGGGGAUGUUGUAUGUACGUUGAACGUCUUUCGCAGCGUGCGUAGUCGGAGGUGUGGGGGGGAAGGGCAACAAACUAAACCACAAAAAAGCAGUUCUGAUGAUGAUUAUUAUCGUCAUCAGUUAAAACGAAAUAUAUAUGUGCAAAUGUAAAUAUUGUAAAGUGUGCAUCGGGACCUCGCGAAGAAAAUGUGAAGAUGAUAAAUAUAGCAGACGUCGGGGGAGGGGGUGGGGGGGAGAGCGAGCAAGAAGUGGGUAUUUUUGUAUCGAACUUGUAAUGUGCAUGCAGACUGGAGCGUGUAAUCCCGUCUCCAGGCGUCGCCACACGCAACACAACGCACGCACGUCCCGACGUGCACGCAAACCUUUUAUAAACGCGCGAGAGGCACGUU
Lethenteron reissneri (Far Eastern brook lamprey) is the source of this 4612-nucleotide messenger RNA. Its product is annotated as discoidin domain-containing receptor 2-like. The record is from RefSeq and is a predicted model, not a curated record. Gene Ontology annotation, molecular function: protein tyrosine kinase collagen receptor activity; collagen binding; ATP binding. NCBI's taxonomy places the organism in Eukaryota, Metazoa, Chordata, Hyperoartia, Petromyzontiformes, Petromyzontidae. Gene Ontology annotation, biological process: protein phosphorylation; positive regulation of neuron projection development; multicellular organism development. Gene Ontology annotation, cellular component: signaling receptor complex; plasma membrane.